UGGACGUCUUCAGAAUCAUCCUCUCAAGCAACCUGAAGGGAGCAACAGAGAAACAUCAAAGGACCUGAACCAUGUCUCACCCGUCCUGGUUGCCACCGAAGAGUACCAAUGACCCUGUUGGCCACGUUCCUGCAAGGAUGGAGACCACACAUGCCUUUGGGACCCCCAGCAUCUCGGUGUCCACCCAGCAGACACCAAAGAAAUUUGCGCCUGUCGUUGCUCCCAAGCCAAAGUACAACCCGUACAAGCAACCAGGAGGUGAUGGGGAUUUCCUUCCGCCACCUCCUCCUCCUGUUGAUGAUCUCAGGAAUAUGCCAGCGCCACCAGGUGCCUUCCCUCCACCACCCCCUCUGGAUGACGUUUCUUUCAACGUGCAGCAAGUGAAUCCUGGUGGCAAGACCCUCGAGGAGAGACGGUCCAGUUUAGAUGCAGAGAUCGACUCUCUGACCAGCAUCCUGGCGGACUUGGAGAGCAGCUCUCCUUACAAGCCUCGGACUCAGGGCUCGGGGACCACGAGCAGCAUCCCUGCCACCACUCCGUCAGUGUCAACGCCUGUCACCAGCCACAAGAGGAUGACUAUUCCCAACCAGCCUCCCCUCACCGCCACCAAGAAAUCCACGGCCAAGGGCCCCGGGCAGCCGGCUCCCAUCCCGGUGACUCCCAUCGGCACCCUGAAGCCGCAGCCGGUUCCCGCCUCGUACACCACCGCUUCCACUCCCAGCCGCCCGGCCUUCAACGUGCAGGUGAAGACGGCCCAGCCCAGCCCUCACUACCAGCCGCCGGGGCCGCAGCCCGGCCCGUAYGGCGGCCCGGGGCCGAGCCAGGCGUACGGCACCGCGCGCCAGCCGCCCGCCGCGCCGCACUACGUCCCCGCGCAGCCCCGCGCGCCCGACUACGGCUACGGCGCACGGCCCGCGGAGCCCGGCUAUGGCUACGCGCCCCCGGGCCGCUACCAGGAGCCCUACUAYGGGGGCUACGGCGGGAGGAACGGCUCGGAGCCACCCUACGGGCCCCAGAACACCUGGAAGCCCGAGGCAGCCUAUGCCGCCGGCAACAGCAUGGGCCAGCCUCCUCCUGCCCUCUACCAGCCGCCUGGCCCCAAGAAGACCUACAUCACUGACCCCGUGUUGGCUCCGCAGCCACCUGCUCUGCACAAGAGUGGGUAUCCAAGYUCUGGGCCUACAUCAAGCACUCCUGCCUUCAGGCCUGAGGAUGAACUGGAACAUCUGACCAAGAAAAUGCUCUAUGACAUGGAGAACCCUCCCUCCGAUGACUACUUUGGUCGCUGUGCCCGCUGUGGGGAGAAUGUGGUUGGGGAAGGUACGGGCUGUACGGCGAUGGACCAGGUCUUCCACGUGGAGUGCUUCACCUGCAUGAUAUGCAACAACAAGCUGAGGGGACAGCCUUUCUAUGCGGUGGAGAAGAAGGCCUACUGCGAGUCCUGCUAUAUCAACACGUUGGAGCAAUGCAGCGUCUGCGCGAAGCCCAUCAUGGAGAGAAUACUGCGAGCUACUGGGAAGGCCUAUCAUCCCCACUGCUUCACCUGUGUGAUGUGCCAUCGCAGCCUGGAUGGGAUCCCCUUCACYGUGGAUGCCGGUGGGAACAUCCACUGCAUCGAGGAUUUCCACAAGAAAUUUGCACCGAGAUGUUCAGUGUGUAAGGAGCCUAUCAUGCCAGCCCCAGGACAAGAGGAGACUGUACGCAUUGUUGCCUUGGAUCGGGACUUCCAUGUCCAGUGCUACCGGUGUGAGGACUGCGGUGGCCUCCUGUCUGAAGGGGACAAUCAGGGCUGUUACCCUCUGGAUGGACACAUCCUUUGCAAGACCUGCAACUCAGCUCGGAUCCAGGCUCUUACUGCUAAGGCCAGCACUGAUCUCUGAGUAUCAACUGGGACCCUCCCCAUUCUGCCUGUUGGGAGAAUUGCACAAGCUUUGCAUGAUUUCUUUCCAGCCUAGGGCCUAAGUCUUUGUUUAAAUUUUUUUUUAGAAAAAAAGGUAAAACUGGAAGGUUUUGAAGCAAGAGGGCAGUUUGAAAGGCCGCGUUCAGAUCGCUUGUGAUAGGCACCUAAUUUUGAUGUGACUAUUUACAUAAGUGGUGAGUCAGACCACCUGCUAUCUCUGCAUUUAAAGGAAGGAAGGGGUCACAGCACUAAAGUUAGGUGCCUAUGGAAGGAGGUCUGAACACAGUCCUAAUGAUAUUUCUGAAAAGAUGUUUGAUUCCUGACUCCUAAGAGGCACGUGAUGGUGUCUGAGCUAGCUUCAUCUCCCAGGUUCUCUUGAGAACCUGGCCCAGUUCUCUCUGAAGUUUUAGGGACCUUCCCAUAAACUUCAAUGGGAACUGGAUGAUCAGCAGAAGUAACUCCACUGUAACAGAAGAUGUAAAGCCAGGGUGAGAGGAGAACCACAUCUCUCAUCACUACCAAAAUCAUGCAACUUCAAACACACCUAAGAGUGUUGAUGUGAUCUCAUAUCUUUAGAACACAGAUUUGUUAUCUACAUAUUUUUCUUAGGCCCUUUCUU
This is a messenger RNA of Nothoprocta perdicaria, 2519 nucleotides long. RefSeq names its product LIM domain containing preferred translocation partner in lipoma (gene LPP). NCBI's taxonomy places the organism in Eukaryota, Metazoa, Chordata, Aves, Tinamiformes, Tinamidae. Gene Ontology annotation, biological process: cell-cell adhesion. The record is from RefSeq and is a predicted model, not a curated record. The transcript has 11 exons. Gene Ontology annotation, cellular component: stress fiber; focal adhesion. Bases 72 to 1880 code for a protein of 602 amino acids.